Coccinella septempunctata (seven-spotted ladybird) is the source of this 2390-nucleotide messenger RNA. RefSeq names its product polyribonucleotide nucleotidyltransferase 1, mitochondrial (gene PNPase). Gene Ontology annotation, cellular component: mitochondrion; cytosol. Gene Ontology annotation, biological process: mitochondrial mRNA catabolic process; mitochondrial RNA 3'-end processing. The coding region runs from base 81 to 2321 and encodes 746 amino acids. The transcript is spliced from 8 exons. Lineage: Eukaryota; Metazoa; Arthropoda; Insecta; Coleoptera; Coccinellidae. Gene Ontology annotation, molecular function: polyribonucleotide nucleotidyltransferase activity; 3'-5'-RNA exonuclease activity; RNA binding. The record is from RefSeq and is a predicted model, not a curated record.
UUUUUAGGUUAUGAUUGAACAUAAUUUUCCCGAAAUUUACAAAAUCAAUUAUCUUUACACUAAUUCAAUAGAAAUUUGAAAUGUUUCUCAGAAAAUUCAGACGACAUACUAAUAUCCUUCGAAUCACUAAAGAUAGUAAUUCCUUUCGUUUCUUUGCUGGCAGUUCAUCUUCGGCAGAAGUUGAUGUCUCUUUUUCGAACGGAAAAAAUAUAAGAAUUUCAACUGGUCAAUAUGCUAGAUUAGCAGACGGUUGUGCUGUUGCCACUCUUGGUGAUACAUCAGUGAUGGUAACGGCAGUGUCCAAAUCCAAACCAUCUCAAAGUAAUUUUCUUCCACUAGUCGUAGAUUACCGACAAAAGUCUGCUGCUGCUGGAAGAAUACCAACAAACUUUUUUCGCAGAGAAUUAGGACCUUCUGAAAAAGAAAUAUUAACCUCAAGGCUCAUAGAUAGGAGUUUGAGGCCACUGUUUCCUGAAAAUUUUAAUUGUGAAACACAAAUCAUUUGCAAUAUGCUUGCAAUUGAUGGAGUGAAUAACCCUGAUAUUCUGUCAAUUAAUGCUGCUUCAGCUGCACUGGCUAUAAGUGACAUACCUUGGAAUGGGCCUAUCGGGGCUGUUAGGUUAGGUUUUUUAGAUAAUGAGAUAUUAGUUAAUCCUACGAGAAAACAGUUACAACAUUCUGAUUUAAAUUUGAUUGUAUCUGCUACAAAGAGGAAUUUAGUGGUAAUGUUAGAAGGCAAUGCAAACAAUAUUUUGAUGCAGGAUUUAUUAAAAGCUAUAAAGACUGGUACUAAAGAAGCCCAGCAUGUUGUUAAUUCUAUUGAGAAGCUGCAAAAACAAUAUGGUAAACCUAAAAGAGAGUUAGAAGCAAAGCCAGGAGUAUCUGAAGAAGUUGUAGAAGCUCUUCAGUCAUUAUCAGAAAUGAGAGUAAAAGAAGUGUUACAAAAUUUUUCUUUAGAUAAACUACAAAGAGAUGUAGCUCUAACAGAGAUCAGGCAGGACGUUCUGGAGAAAGUCAAGGUCAAUUUUCCUGAUCUUGAUCCUUCUUUAAUAGGGGAUGCAUAUAAUAAUCUAAUAGUCAAGAAAAUGUUUCGUGACUUGAUAUUCAAAACUGAUAUCAGGUGUGAUGGUAGAAAAUUGGAUGAAUUACGAAAAAUUGAGUGUCAGGUGGAUUUAUAUAAACCAUUACAUGGAAGUGCAAUGUUUAGAAGAGGACAAACACAAGUAUUUUGCACAGUUACCCUUGAUUCUUCAGAUAGCGCUCUUAAACUGGAUACUCUAUCAAUGUUAACUAGCGGAGUGAAGGAAAAAAAUUUCUUUCUUCAUUAUGAAUUUCCUCCAUUUGCCACCAAUGAAGUUGGAAGGGUAGGACCUAUAGGACGAAGGGAAAUGGGACACGGUGCUUUGGCUGAAAAAGGACUUGCACCAAUUUUACCAGAUGAUUUUCCUUUCACUGUCAGACUCACCUCUGAAGUUCUUGAGUCAAAUGGAUCUAGCUCCAUGGCUAGUGUUUGUGGUGGAAGCUUAGCACUUAUGGAUGCUGGAGUACCAGUAACGACUCCUGCAGCUGGUGUAGCUAUUGGAUUAGUGACAAAGUACAAUAAAGAUAAUAAGGAAAUUGAGGAUUAUCGCUUACUCACUGAUUUACUAGGUAUUGAGGAUUACAUGGGAGAUAUGGAUUUCAAAAUAGCUGGAACAAAAAAAGGAAUUACUGCCCUUCAAGCUGACAUUAAAAUACCGGGCCUUCCUCUAAAAAUUGUUAUGGAAUCGAUACAAAAAGCUACAGAUGCUAAGACGAAAAUAUUACAAAUUAUGAAUGACACUAUGGCUGCCCCAAGAUCAGAAAAAAAAGGGAAUUGGCCUGUUUCUGAACAGAUGGAGGUUGAGCCACAUAAGAGAGCGAAAUUAAUUGGAGUAGGAGGAGUGAACAUGAAGAAAUUGUUUGUAGAAACAGGUGUUCAGGUGAAUUACUUAGAGGAUAACAAAUUUGAAAUUUUUGCGCCUAGUGAAAGCGCGAUGGAAGAGGCCAAAGAAAUAAUCACGAAACUUCUGAAUACAGAAAAAGCACCAGAAUUAGAAUUUGGUGGAAUUUAUCCAGCUACGAUAGUUGAAAUCAGGGAUAUUGGGGUAAUGGUGAAGUUAUACCCUGAAAUGCCUCCUGCACUUUUACAUAAUUCACAGCUCGAUCAGAGAAAGGUCGCCCAUCCUACAGCUCUAGAUUUGAAAGUUGGGCAGGAGAUACAGGUCAAAUACUUUGGAAGAGAUCCGGUGUCUGGCCUUAUGAGACUGUCGAGAAAAGUUCUACAAGCUACACCCAAAUAAAAAUCGGUUGUUAUUUAUUGUAUAUACUAUGUUCUUAUUUGUAUACACUAUUAAAUUUACUAUAAUAUU